Trichophyton benhamiae CBS 112371 is the source of this 1977-nucleotide messenger RNA. RefSeq lists its product as uncharacterized. The transcript is spliced from 6 exons. The record is from RefSeq and is a predicted model, not a curated record. Gene Ontology annotation, molecular function: acetoacetate-CoA ligase activity. Gene Ontology annotation, biological process: lipid metabolic process. Gene Ontology annotation, cellular component: cytosol. Lineage: Eukaryota; Fungi; Ascomycota; Eurotiomycetes; Onygenales; Arthrodermataceae. Bases 1 to 1977 code for a protein of 658 amino acids.
AUGUCGUCGGUCUCACAGACACCACUUUGGGUAUCCCCAAAUGCCGGAAACCACCCAAUUGAUAAGUAUCGGCAACGAGUGAACAAGAUAUUCAAUCUCAACCUUCAAAAUUCACACCAGCUUCAGCAAUGGAGCGUGAAGAAGCCCCAUGAUUUCUGGAUUGAUUUGUAUAAAUAUAUUGGGAUUGUCCCCGAACUUCCUCCUAAUACCACUAGGGCUUACGAUGACACUGUUCCACUCAACUCAAUACCACCAUUCUUCAAGGACAUAGAGCUUAAUUACACGGAGAAUAUCCUGCGAGGGAAGAACCCCGAGGCAGUCGCCCUCAUCGGCCUACGGGAAUCUGACCCUCUGAACGGGGAGUUUGUGACCUGGAGUCAGCUCAAUGAAAAGAUACGGGUUGUACGUAGUGCCUUGCUGCAACAUGGGAUCAAGCAAGGUGAUAGAAUAGGUGCUAUAGUAUCAACAUCUAUCUGGAGCGUGGUUCUUCUCCUGGCUUCCGCUUCAGUUGGUGCUAUCUUCUCAUCGAUAUCACCGGACAUGGGAAUCGAGGGCUGUGUAUCUCGGUUCCAGCAGAUAGAGCCUUCCAUUAUAUUUGCCGACAGCGAUAUGUCCUACAAGGGGAACAGAACGUCGCUUGACGAAAAGAUCAAGGCCGUCAUGCAAAGGCUAUCCAAGUCACUCGUCUUUGUGAACCCAAUCGGUCAUACGAGCAAGUCUUCAUUUCCACUGAUUGGAACAUUUUUAUCAAGGGCUCGAGAUACAGAUGCCCUUGAAUUCACGCGGGUGCCGUUCUCAUACCCGCUUUACAUUCUCUAUUCAAGUGGAACAACUGGACCACCAAAAUGUCUCGUUCAUCAACACGGUGUAGUUCUGCAAUUGCUCAAAGUAUCCCUCCUUCAUAAUUCCCUUGGACCAAAUGAUGUUGUUUUUCAAUACACAAGCACUUCAUGGGUACUGUUCAACAUUAUGAACGGACAUCUUGGUGCAGGGGCAACGCUGAUAUGUUAUGAUGGCUCGCCACUCUGGCCAGAUACGACCACAAUGUUGAAGAUAUUGGAAAGAUUCAAGGUAACAUACUGGGGAACUUCUCCGAGGUACUGUCUUGAGCUUGAGGCAUCCGGAGUCGUCCCCCGCGAGAAGUUCGACCUGAGUGCUCUCAGGAUGGUAACAACCACAGGGUCAACACUGACGGCAGACCAGUUUCGGUGGUUUUAUAAGGUAUUCCCCUAUGUCCAUUUGAGUAGUGUGGCAGGGGGGACAGAUAUAGCUACAUCCUGGGAGAUGCAAAUGUUCGCACUAGGAAUGAACGUUGAGGUUGGGGAUAGCGAUACAGGGGAAUCAAUUACACAUACUGGCCAAUCUGGGGAAUUGAUUUGCAGGACACCCUUCCCAUCAAUGCCAGUGUUUCUCUGGGGGGAUAAGGAUAACAAAAAGUAUAACUCAUCGUACUUUGAACGAUACGAACAUAUCUGUGUUUGGGCCCAGCAUGACUGGAUCAGUGUGAACCCAGUGACGAAGGGUAUAUCAAUGCAUGGAAGAAGUGAUGGUGUGUUGAAUCCAUCAGGAAUCCGCUUUGGCAGUGCUGAGAUCUAUGCGAUAUCCGAGGGACCGCAAUUCAGCACCGAGAUUGAGGAUACCCUCUGUGUUGGAAGACGCCGUGUAAAGGACAAAGACGAGGAAGUCUUCCUUUUCGUCAAGAUGAGAAAUCAAGCUCAGAACAGACUGACCCCUGAACUGGAGCUGCGAUUGAGACUAGCAAUACGGACCAGUCUAUCGGCACGCCAUGUACCAAAGUUCAUUGUGCAGGUUCCGGAGAUACCUAUGACUAUCAAUGGGAAGAAAGUCGAGAUUGCGGUUAAGAAGAUUAUUAGCGGGAACAAGGUGCAAGUCAGCGCGACGGUGGUGAACCCGAAGGCACUGGAGUUCUAUGAACAAUUUCAUGAACUUGAGGCCCAACCGAAGGCUAAACUGUGA